Messenger RNA from Cyprinodon tularosa, 1845 nucleotides. RefSeq names its product TEA domain family member 1a (gene tead1a). Gene Ontology annotation, cellular component: transcription regulator complex. Gene Ontology annotation, biological process: regulation of transcription by RNA polymerase II; hippo signaling; embryonic organ development. Gene Ontology annotation, molecular function: DNA-binding transcription factor activity, RNA polymerase II-specific; RNA polymerase II cis-regulatory region sequence-specific DNA binding. Lineage: Eukaryota; Metazoa; Chordata; Actinopteri; Cyprinodontiformes; Cyprinodontidae. The transcript is spliced from 12 exons. The coding region runs from base 425 to 1711 and encodes 428 amino acids. The record is from RefSeq and is a predicted model, not a curated record.
GUCCCUCUCACCCCGCCCCGUUCAACUCAGUUCGCUGCGUUCAUUUCAUUCCUGCUCCCAUUCCGCGCAUAUUUCGCAUCCUUGGAGAGACGCUGCGCAUUUUACGCACUCCGCGCGCCCCGAUCGUCCAUCAGCGCCAAGCCGAGUGCGCCGUCCGGAGUUGGCCGAGCGCUUCCCGGUUCUACGGCGGCUCCGAUCCGGUGGGAAAAGUGGGAAUUAAAAGGAGAAAAGCGGCGUUUGGAUCGAGGUGUUGGUCCUUCUGAUGCUGGGUUUUCCAUCGACUGGCUGACUUCUUUUUUUUUCCACUCCUGGCUGCUGUUUAGUAACAUCCAUACUGUACCAAUAGCUGGACACCUGUACGAGUUACCAUUAAUAUUCUUUACAUCAAAACCCCACCAUAAGCUAAGCGCUGUUAGCUGCCAGUAUGGAGCGCAGUAGCUGGAGUGGCAGUGAGAGUCCAGGGGAGGACAUGGACAGACUCAGUGAUUCAGGAGGAGACAAGACAAUGGACGGGGACCCCGAGGGGGUCUGGAGCCCGGAUAUCGAGCAGAGCUUCCAGGAGGCCCUGGCCAUCUAUCCACCCUGUGGGAGGAGGAAGAUUAUACUGUCAGAUGAAGGGAAGAUGUACGGGCGAAACGAGCUGAUAGCCAGAUACAUCAAACUCCGAACAGGCAAGACGCGGACAAGAAAACAGGUAUCCAGUCAUAUCCAAGUCUUGGCCAGAAGGAAAUCCAGGGAGUUCCAGUCCAAACUAAAGGACCAGAAUGCCAAGGAGAAAGCUCUGCAAAGCAUCUCAUCCAUGUCCUCGGCUCAGAUUGUUUCAGCCACAGCCAUACACAGCAAGCUGCUGCCUGGAAUAGUGCGGGCCAGCUUCCCCGGCAACGCGCAGCUGUGGCAGGGGAUGAUUCCUGGAGGGCAGUCCAGCUCCACCACGGAAGACAUCAAGCCGUUCUCCCAGCAGGCCUACCCUGUGCAGACAGCAGGGACCACCGCAAUCGCAGCCUAUGAGCCUGCUGCAGCUGCCCAAACCCACAGAGAGCCAGCAUGGCAGGGGCGAUCCAUCGGCACCACCAAACUACGACUGGUGGAGUUUUCAUCUUUCUUAGAGACGCAGAGGGAUCAGGAGGCAUACAAUAAGCACCUGUUUGUGCACAUCAGCCAGAGCAGCCCGAGCUACAGCGACCCGCUGCUGGAGUGUGUGGACAUCAGGCAAAUCUACGACAAGUUCCCCGAGAAGAAGGGCGGAUUAAAGGAGCUUUUCAGCAAGGGCCCACAGAACGCAUUCUAUUUGAUCAAGUUCUGGGCGGACCUGAAUUACAGCGUACAGGGCGACUCGGCUGCCUUCUAUGGCGUAACCAGCCAGUAUGAAAGCUCAGAGAACAUGACUAUCACCUGCUCCACAAAGGUCUGCUCCUUUGGCAAGCAGGUGGUCGAGAAGGUGGAGACGGAGUACGCAAGGUUUGAAAACGGACGUUUCGUCUACAGAAUCAGCCGCUCUCCCAUGUGUGAAUACAUGAUCAACUUCAUCCACAAGCUGAAACAUUUGCCUGAAAAAUACAUGAUGAACAGCGUCCUGGAAAACUUCACUAUACUGCUGGUGGUGAGCAACAGAGACACUCAGGAGACCUUGCUGUGUAUGGCAUGUGUGUUUGAGGUGUCAAACAACGACCACGGAGCACAGCACCACAUCUAUCGACUGGUCAAGGAAUAACACACUCCUUCUGAUCAACGGAAGCACAUCUAGGGCCUUUGCUUGGUGAUCAUUCAUGGUGACAUUGAUGGGAGAGAAAUUUAUCCCUUAGAAGCUACCAAAACGUCAGUCCACCAAAAAAAUAAAAAAUAAAA